Molecule: messenger RNA, 1728 nt
Organism: Ustilago hordei
Lineage: Eukaryota; Fungi; Basidiomycota; Ustilaginomycetes; Ustilaginales; Ustilaginaceae
Exons: 1
Coding region: 1-1728 (575 amino acids)
Cellular component (GO): extracellular region
Molecular function (GO): oligosaccharide binding
Source: RefSeq, a predicted model, not a curated record
AUGUGGCCGACCCCUCCAGCAUUUUCACCGUGCCGAACAAAACGAGCAACACUCCUCUUCCUUCUACUGGCACUACUGGCCACCACCGUCACUGCGACGGCAUCCGCCAAAGUCUAUGAAGCGGACGAAUACAUUCGGCUCAACCGGCACUCUCCACCACGGAGCGACAUAUCCGACACCAACAAAACAGUCCUCGCCUACAUCACACCAUGGAACCCAAAAGGUAUGGAAUUGGUGGACGAGUUCGCCGAAAAGAUCGACAUGGUCUCACCUGUGUGGUACACCGUCAUUGUUUCGCGCUCUUCCCCGGUUGCUGCAGCCAAGGAAAGAUGGAAGGAGGCCAAAGGCAGCGGUGAUGCUGAGUACGUCUUAAGCGGCGGUCCGACGAACAAGAAGGAGGAAGCAUGGUUGAAGCGCAAGUUGAAGCCAGGGUCGGAAGUGCAGAUCGUCCCUCGCUUCUUUCUAGAUGGAUGGAAGCAGAAAGACUACGCCAACUUGCUUUCGAAUACCAACAACUGGAAUCGGAUAGCCGACGUCAUCGCUGAUGAAGUCGAGAAAAGAAACUACGAUGGUGUCGUACUGGAAUCUGCAGCGACUCAUCUUCUCUUCGAGCCGAUACAGACGCUCGCUUCUGCCCUCAAAGCCACGCCAGGAAGGAAUGGUAAGGCGAGAACGCUGACAGUAGUACUGCCACCCUUACGAACGAAGCACUCGUUGGGCGGAGAGAAGCCCGACCGAGUCCAAGACAGCCAGAAUCGAAUGAUUGCACAGUCGGUUCCGCAGUUGGCGCAGGUCGUCGACUACCUCUCGAUCAUGACCUACGACAUGUCUUCCGCAGGUGGUCGGGUCAGCGGCAUCUCGGGCAAAGAGUUUCCGGAUGGCAGUCCAUUGAGGGGAGCAAAGAAAGGCAGUCUCAGACAGCCCGGUCCCAACACGAGCCCAGAGUGGAUCGAGCAGAACAUGAACAUGAUUGAAGACGCGACUCGAGCUGCAGCAAAGGCAAAGCUGGUCAAGACCAAGAAGGAGCGAGAACAGGAAAAGGAUCAAGAGGCCAGGCAAGAAGAGGCCAGGCAAGAGAAGGAGGAAGAUGUGGAGAAGCUGAGGCACCCAAGCAAUCCUUUUAUCUACGACGACUUUGCCGCUACAGAAGUGCUGGAUGAGGAAGAAGAGAAGGCGAAGGAGAAGGAGAAGCAGCUUGAGGAACAAAGGGAGGCUGUGGAUGAGCUUGCUUUGAUUAGAGGCAAGCUCUUGAUGGGUAUGCCCAUGUACGGGUAUCGGUAUCCAGUGUUUUGGAUCGACAAAGCUGCGGGCCAUGGGGUUCCAGUCCCUCCUCCAUUGAACCCUGACCAGGCGAAAGAACUCCUCGCUCGCGCAGACUCAUCUUCGGACGCAGCUGUCCUGCCUUUCCUGCGUGGACCUGGAGAGGCUCUGACCAUGGAUAGCAUUGUCUCUGUUCUGACUGACAAUGAUGGCGUCAUUGUCGACACGCAGGAAGGAAAUGGAGAAGGGUGGUUUGACUACGCAGAAACCAUUACAAAAGAGACGCUAAAAUCGAGGGAAAGCCUUGGAGUCAAGGAAGGAGAUCAAAUCUAUUGGCGCUUGUACUUGCCACUGCCAUCGGCAACAGAGACGAGGCUGACGGCACUGAACAAUAAAGCAGAGCUGCAAGCGGGCUUGUCGUUCUGGGAGCUGGGUCAGGCCAGCCCGAUUCUCCUGAAUGAUCUGUAG